UGCUUAUGGGGGCGACGGUUUGCUCGGAUAUCUUGUUUAACUCCAAACUACUGUUCGUUCUCAUACAGACACCACCGCGUUCGGCUGAAUCAUAAAUUUUUCAGUGAAAAUUUUCAUUCGCAAAUAUUUAGUAGAAAUUAAGAAAUUUCAAUUGGAUUUUGCUAAAAUUUGUUUAAAUGCUGCACUGUGGGCAAUCGAAAGUAAAGACAAUUUGAGAAAAUCUUAUAAAAGGCGUAAAAAAGUUUAGUUUCAUAGAAGUCUGCUGCUAGAAUUGAAAAAGGAAGGAAGUAAAGUGUAAAGUGUAAAGAGUAGAUAGUAGUGGGUGGAAAAAGUGCAGUGCGGCAUGCGGGUCGUACACGCUACACAGUGAAGUGGAAGUGCGUAAACGACAAAGGCAACAAAGACGACAGCGGAGAGUGAAGUGAAUUGGAGCUGAGUGGGAGUUCGAAAAAUAGGAAGCAGUGUAAUACAUUGUAAGCAGAUAAAGUUGAACGGGGGGGCCGGCCGUAGUAGGAGUACAUAUUGUGGCGGAUUGGAGCAGAAAUUGCAAAAGAGAGCGUGGGAGGAUGAGAUACGAACGAAUUGUUGAAGAACGGGUGAAUAACGAGAGUUAAAUAAAGCGGAAGAAGGAGAAGAACGCAUUUAUGAAUAUACUGCGAAUACGAGCGAUAAAAAGCAAAAGGAAAAACGAAAUAGUAUAUUGCGUUGGAGUAGACGAAAGAUAAGGGAAAAGCAAUCACACACAAAUAGACGACGAACUACACCCAAAAAAAGUGCUGCCAACAGCAACGGGAACAGAGGAGCAGAAGUGUUGAAAAAUAACAUUAAAGUAUAGACGAAAAACAGGAAUAUUACAAAAUUAAUUCCUUUAUUGCACUUUUAAGUACUUAAGUGUAUGUCAGAGUGCAAGCGUAUGCAUGCGUAUGUGUGUGUGUGUGAGUUUUAAAUUCACAUGUACAUAUAACUACAAACAAAUGUAUGUGGGCAGAGGCGUAGUUGCACAAACGAAACGGAACGAAAACCUUACAUAUGUAUCUACAAACAUACAUAAAUAGCGUGUAGCUGUAGCUGUCGUAAAGCGGCUAACCGAUAAGUGGAAGUGCAAGUUAUACCUGUGCCACCCACACAAAUGCGGCACCCUGUUCAACUCUUCUGCCGGAUACGCGAAACCCAGCUGGGAAUGGUCGAUAUGAACUGCAGUGUAUGAAAUAGCCAGUAAAAGUGCAGUGUAAGCAAUUAAAUUGGGUUUAACGAUAAUUUUCGUAUGUGUUCAAAGUGAAUGAAUUCGUUCGAUAUUCAGUAUUUGUUCGUUCGAAACUGAAAACGCAUAAAUUGUGAAAUUUCGCGUUAAUCUUAUAUUUUUUCGUAAUGUAAAUUUACCAGCGUUGGCUAUUUAUAUAUUUGUUUUUUAAUUAAGAAUUGUACGUGCCAUAUAUUUUGUACAAACCACGAUACCAACCCAUUCGAAGGCUUUGCUGCCUCAACAACAGCAGCAACAACUCAAGCACUCGCACACUACUUAUCGGUGUUUUUUGGUAUUUUGUUUUGUUGGAAUAUGGAUUGCAGUCUUGCAGAACAAAAUUCCGUGAAUUCCUUGGACGAAACUAUUAGAAGUCUCACGCAACUAGCCUCUAGCGGCAGCCCAUUGCGGCGCGAAAACACCUUCACAUCGGCUACAGCCCAACAAGUGACAGUCUUAUCGUCGUCGCCAUCGUCUGCGGCGGCGGCGAUACAAACUGCGGCUGCCAUCAGGCUGCGCAAGUACAGCGAUCGUUGUCUGACCACAGCUGAAGCUAAAUCGCACACCUAUCGCAUCUCAAUGGCGAACUUGGAGGAGACACAGGAGUCCGAAUUGGAUAUGAUAUUGGGUGAGCUGAGCCUACUGGAGGCGCAAAUCAAUUGCGGCGAUGCAGCUUUUCUACCCGGUUGUGGUAUGCCUGGUCCGCAACAACUUGCAAAUCCAUCAUCCGGCCUAGGCAUGGGGACAGCGCCACCUACACGCACACAUUCGCGCACGAAUUCCACUAUUUCAGGUGCCACGACCAUUUCACUAUCCGGUUCGUCAGAGUGUGGCAGCAGCGCUACCACACACUCGUUGGCCUCUUCCUCGGGCGUUUCGGAGAAUGGUCAGAGUAGUAUUGGUGGUGGCAGCAGCGUGGGCAGCGUGAUGGGCGUCAGUAUUGGCAGUGUAGGUGGCGUUGGUGGCAGUGUUGUAGGAACUAUGCGGGAACCGCGCACCGAGUCGCCGGACAAUGAUUCCGCUUUUAGUGACACCGUUUCGCUGUUAUCCAGCGAGUCAUCAGCCUCGAGCAGCGCUAGCUCAGCGCUGCAUCACAAGCAGAUGCAACAACUGCAGCAACACCAACAGUUGCAAUAUAUGCAGCAGCAACUGAGUGGAACCACGCUGAGCAGUAGCAAGGCGGCCAAAAUACAAUUGGCGCUGCACAAAUUGGAGCAUCCAUCCAUUCGACGGUUGUUCGUUAAGGCGUUUACUUCCGACGGUGCAUCGAAAUCGUUGUUGGUAGACGAGCGCAUGACGUGCGGGCACGUGACACGACUAUUGGCCGACAAAAAUCACGUGCACAUGCAGGCGAACUGGGCAUUGGUGGAGAACUUGGGCGAUCUGCAAAUGGAACGCCUAUUUGAGGAUCAUGAACUGUUGGUGGAUAAUUUGAUGACCUGGAACUCGGAUGCGGGGAAUCGCGUACUUUUUCAGCAGCGCAGCGACAAGGUGUCGCUUUUUGCGAAGCCGGAAAUCUACUUGCCCGGUCCACAAAUGGCGCCUGGCAGUCAACACGAUGAGCAUACGCGUGCCAUGCUGCUUGAGGAAUUCUUCGAAACUAACUCGCAGUUGCAAGUGGACGGUCCUCUGUAUAUGAAGGCCGAUUCCAAGAAAGGCUGGAAACGUUACCAUUUUGUUCUGCGCUCCUCUGGUCUGUACUAUUUUCCGAAAGAGAAGACGAAGAACACGCGAGAUUUGGCUUGCUUAACGCUUUUCAAUGGCUAUAAUGUGUAUCGCGGCUUGGGUUGGAAGAAGAAAUGGAAGGCACCCACUGAUUAUACGUUCGGCUUUAAGUCGGCCGUUGACUCUUCGUUGGGCAAGACAUGUCGCACACUGAAAAUGCUUUGUGCUGAAGAUUUAGAGACGAUGGAGAAGUGGAUUACGGCUAUACGAAUUUCGAAAUACGGCAAGCAGCUGUGGGAGAACCACAAAACGCUCAUGGAUGAUCUCAGCUUGGGCGAUGUGAUGUCGCAAACCAGUUUCGGCGUGUCGAUGCGUAGCGAAUCGAUUAGUAGCAUCUCAUCGGCUGUUCCCUCACAAUGUGGCAGCGUGUCAUCUGCUGUCUCGAGCAUGUCCAAUUCGAGUGGUCGCGUCUCGCGCGCUUCCUCGUCUUCGUCGAGCGGCUGCCUCUCGGAUGACAACAAUGGCUUCGACUCCGAAUUCACCACGGGCACUAUUAAACGCAAGCCCUCAAUGAAACCCAACCUGCCAUUGACCACCAUGACGCGCCAGUUGAAAGAGGUAGGCGAAAUUACGAUUUGCGAGGGCAGCGGCGUUGAUGUGCAGGAUGCAGCCUCGCCGGAGCGCAGCGGCACUUUAACGCGCCGCCACAGUCGCCGCAAAUCGCAAGAGAGCAACGGUAGCGGCACACUAAAGCGACGCCAGCCGCCAGCAGCCGUGGCGAAGCGUGGUUCGGCGGAAAGCAUGAAUGCAACCGCUUGUAAUUCGUCUGGUUCCUCCAACUCCACACCCACACCGACGCCCAGUAUUUGCGCUAAGCCUUUGUUGGAAUACGAAGCUGCGCGCACUACAGCCGUGAACGACACAGGCGUUGUGGCGAAUUGCAUGUCUUCAUCGACCCUUUCGCUAGAUUCUCUACCGCCACCACCACCCCCGCCGCCGCUUGUCGACGAACACGAAAUAUAUGGCUCACAGCUGUCGCUGGUCUCAUUGCCGCCACCACCACCGCCAGAAGAGGUGAUGGUAUAUCAGCAGCCGAUACAGCAAUACGCAAUGGUUGGCGGAAAAGCGAACGGCAUGCCACCUGCAGUGCCUGCGAAACCACUUAAACAGCAGCAAACACCUGUAAAGGGACCAGCGCCACCAUAUAAGGCACCACCAGAGUAUGUGGGCCAAGUGCACAAUCAGCAUAUGAACAACAGCAGCAAUAUUAACAACAACAGUGGUAUUAAUGCGGCUGUGACCGCUGGUCUGCCACCUCCUCCACCACCUUCGAAUACCGGCACACAAAAGAAAGUCUCUUUUGCCGAUUCGCCAGUAUUGCUGCGUCGUAAAAUGUGCUCACCGGAGCCACCAGCGAGUCUAAUGCAACAUCAGCAGCAGCAAUUGCAAAUGCACGCGCAACCUAUCUACGGUUACGCGCCCUGUCCGUUGCCACCGCCACGCGCCGAUAUGACACGGCUUUCGACGAAUUCCUCAAAUUGCAGUUCAAUUGACUUCGGCUCGCCCAAGCGUCUGCAAGAAUCCACCUCGAAUCCGCCCCGAGACUUUCUCAAGGAUCUGCAGCGCGUCAUGCGCAAAAAAUGGCAGGUGGCACAAAAAUGCAAACUUGAACCAGCCACAACGCCGCACGAAGUGCUUGGCUUUCGCGAUUUCAAUGACGAGCUGCACAACUUGAAUGCAUCCGCCACCACACACUACUACCGCGAAACGGCGAAUGUGAGCAACUGGGUGCAGGAGCAUUAUGGCGCCGGCGCACCACCACCACCGCUUAGCGAAUAUGCGCUCUACGAAAAUUUGCAUGCUACCGACGCGCCGAACGGCAUGGCCGGCACGGCGGUGAUGAUGGAGCCGCAGUUCCCCAUGGCUGGGGCGGCGGUGGCUGCUGCAGCUGCGCAACGCAAGAAGCGGCCACCGCCGCCACCACCCAAACGCAGCGAUUCAACGCAACUGACGCACAGGGUUUAGGGAUGUGGCGGAGGCCAACGACGCAGGCAUUGGUUUCUGUGCGGUUGGUAAAAAUACAAAAGGGAAAGCGAAUCGAGGAAUAGGUGCAGUAAGAGAAAGUGCCGACGCAGAGUGACAGAGCGGCAAAGAAGCAAAGUGAGCGAAAGAAUGCGAACGAUAACAACAAAGGUGUUUACUAAAGCAAAAUAUAGAGAUUUUUUUAGCGAAACUAGAAUGGUUCAAAAUCUGUAGUGCUACGAGCCCAGUUGCUAAGCGGAUUUGGCGGCAAUUCACAUAAAACAUGUCCUUUAUAUGUAGUUUAUAUUAAGCUAUAUAAAAAAUUAACAAAUUUUUAUAUAUAUUUACACGCUUAUACAUACAAACAUAUAUGGACGUCUACUUAUUGAGCAAUAGUGAGCUUAAGUGAAAAGCGAGUUUGCGCGAAAUGCGUUAAAAUGAUAUAUACAAAUAAUAAACAAAAAAAUCGAAUUGCUUUCAAAAUGUCUACGCCUAGGAAUUGUAUUGUACAAUAUGCCAUACUAUUUGAUAGAAGCAAGAAAGAGCAUUUUGUGAACAGGGAUACCAAGAAACCUGUAAAAGUUUCACGUUUUUAAGCAUAAUUAUUAAUUAUCAUAUCUAUAUCAUAAAUAUAUUUGUGGAACACAGGUACGCGUUGCUGUUAGGUGAACCAAAAGUAGAAUUUUUUCGAAAUGAAAAUUCUUAUAACACAAAAAUUUGUACAUACUGCGAAAAUCCAUUUUCCAUUCCAGUUAUAUUAAAAAGUACUCGAAACGCGCUUACAAUUCUUUGUGUACACAUAUUGGUAGCACUUAAAAAUACUGUUUUUCGAAAACUUUACGAAUUCUAGAGAACACUAUAUUGCAUUUACUAAUAAAAAUGUGAGUAAAAUUACUUGUGUGCAUUUGCAAAUACAAAAAAAAAUUUUUUUUCGCAAACUCUACACAACUCUCCACCCAGCUAAUUACCAAUUAUUAAUGGAAAUGUGCGUAAAAUUGUAUGUUCACAUUUGCAAACACAAAAAAAAUAUUUUUUCGCAAACUCUCCACUCAGCUAAUUACCAAUUAUUAAUGGAAAUGUGCGUAAAAUUGUUUGCAAACACAAACAUUUUUUUUUUCGCAAACUCUACACAACUCUCCAAUCAGCUAAUUACCAAUUAUUAAUGGAAAAUUGUAUGUUCACAUUUGCAAACUCCUGCACAUUGAUUUUCUUAAACUCUACAAAACUCUCCGCUCGUUUUUUUGUGCCCCAAUAAAGUUCCAAAUUCCUAAAUGUGGCUUAUGGUUUCCAGAGCACUUAAGAAUACUAAGAAAUUUUAAAAGUAUCCUAAACUCUCCGCCCCCACACUGCUUAGUCUUCUUGUCGAAGUAGUACUAUCCAAUACCCAAAGUAAAAUGUUACGCGAAUUUUGUACUUUAGCAAAUUUUUUAAGCAAAAUUUUUUCAUUACGAGAAAAAUGAAAAAAUAAAACGAAUUUUGUUUGCUUGUCUAGUGAAAAAUGGAAAAUAUUUGCUAAUUUCUAGCUGCAUGUAACGUAAAUGCAAUGAUUAUUUGAACUUAUUAAAUCUCCACUAAACUCUACACCUACACUAUAUUGUAAAUUAAAAAAUUGCAUGCUAAACCGAAAAAAUAUGUACUUUAUCCAGAUAAUGCUUGAAAUGAAAUUUACCGCCUUACGAUUUAGAAGCGAAAAUUAGCGCUUAGUUUUUAAGAAAAAGAAGAGUUUUAAAAAUACACUUUUUCAAUAUAAAAUUGGCGUCUCCACUUUACUCUUGUAUGUGCAUGUACUUAUUUAAGUGGAACUCUAUAGGAAAUUAUGAAAAUUGAAAAAAAAAAAUCGCCAGAGAAAUGUAUUGCUGGAGUUAUUUGAUGCAUAAAAAAUAGGUGGAUUUUGCAAUUCAGCAAAAAAAAAAAGUGUGCUAAAAAAUUUGCGGUCAUGCGCUUCAAACUUGCUUUUCCAUUAAAUUUAUGCAGCAAAAACAUUUAUGUAUGUGUAAAAAUGGAAAAAAAGAAUAUGGUAGUAAUUAAAUUGUUCCUAAGCAAAAGCAUUUCACUUGAAACAUGAAAAAAUAUAUAUGAAGAAUAAAAUAAUUACAUUUUUAAGAAAUACUAAAUAGAAUUAAUAUUAAUUGUAAAAACGCUAAACCGAUUGGCAGUUAAAAGUUUUUAUAAAUAUAUUUAAAUUGAUUAUUGUGCGAAUCGGACGACGAAACGCAGUAAAUUACAGGCAUGCAAUUUAAAGUAAAAAUAAAAUAUAAAAUAAAAUGCAAUUUGUACUUUUUCAAAAUAAGCUAACAACAAAAAUAAGAACAAAAACUUUAUAAAAUUUAGUUAAUACCGCUUUGUACAGUUAUUAAAAAAAAAAAAAAAAUAUGUGAAAUUAUUGGUGUACUCCACUUUUUCUACUGCAAAACGCGUCAUAGCAAUUUUAGUUCGUUGAAAGAAAAAGUUACUCUUAAACAAAUACUAAAUAAUAAAAUAAUGAAAAGAAAUUAGUUAUUAAUAAAGUAUUUUAUGCAUGAACAAAAGAAGAAAAUAAAUUCAUAAAAUAAAUAAUGAUAAUUUUUUAAAUUGAUACAAAUAAGUAAAAAAAAAAAUCAAAGUACUUGCGUCAUUUGUUGCACAAAGACACAUUUGAUGAAUUUGAACUAAGUAAUUACUUAAAAAAUAAUUUUAUAAAAAUAUAUUUAAUUAAUUAAAAAUUUGUAUACCACAAAUUUUUGUAAAUGCCAUACAAAAGCAGUUUAUCGAAUACAAACCACUACUACAUACUAUGUACACAUAAACAAAUUUAACUACAUAAAUAUAAUAAUAAAGCAAGCGUUUUGAGCGCUUGCCUCGUAUCUCAAAUAUUCGUUUAAGAAAUGAAAGUUAUUUUAAUUUAUUAUUUUUUUCGUUUUUUGCUU
Messenger RNA from Anastrepha ludens (Mexican fruit fly), 7833 nucleotides. RefSeq names its product ras-associated and pleckstrin homology domains-containing protein 1 (gene pico). The transcript has 3 exons. Bases 1556 to 4930 code for a protein of 1124 amino acids. NCBI's taxonomy places the organism in Eukaryota, Metazoa, Arthropoda, Insecta, Diptera, Tephritidae. Gene Ontology annotation, biological process: signal transduction. The record is from RefSeq and is a predicted model, not a curated record.